Molecule: messenger RNA, 1155 nt
Organism: Candida tropicalis MYA-3404
Lineage: Eukaryota; Fungi; Ascomycota; Pichiomycetes; Serinales; Debaryomycetaceae
Gene: GAL7
Product: UDP-glucose:hexose-1-phosphate uridylyltransferase
Exons: 1
Coding region: 1-1155 (384 amino acids)
Biological process (GO): beta-D-galactose catabolic process via UDP-galactose, Leloir pathway
Cellular component (GO): cytoplasm
Molecular function (GO): UDP-glucose:hexose-1-phosphate uridylyltransferase activity; zinc ion binding
Source: RefSeq, a predicted model, not a curated record
AUGUCACUAGAACAUCUUCUAAAUCCACUAACUUCAACUCCUACUUAUAUUAAAAUGACCCAAGAAUUCGAUUUCACCAAUCAUUCUCACCGUCGCUUGAAUCCAUUGACUAAUAAAUUUGUUUUAUGUUCACCUCAUAGAGCUAAAAGACCUUGGCAAGGUGCUAGAGAAGAAAUCAAAAAGUCUGCUUUACCUGAAUAUGACCCUAAAUGCUACUUGUGUCCUGGGAAUAUUAGAGCUACUGGUGAUAUGAAUCCUAAAUAUGAAUCAACAUUUAUAUUCACUAAUGAUUAUCCAGCUGUUAGAUUAGAUCAACCGGAGUAUGUGGGAAAGGAAUCAGAUAAAGAUAAUUUAAAAGGAAGGUUAUUAAAAACUCAAGGUGUUAGAGGUAAAUGUUUUGUCAUUUGUUUUUCUCCUAAGCAUAACUUGACUUUACCAUUAAUGUCAAAAUCAGAGGUUCUUGGUGUGGUUAAUUCAUGGCAAAAAUUAUACAAUGACUUAUACCAAGAAGCUAUUGACAACAUCUCACCAUACAAGUAUUUACAAAUUUUUGAAAAUAAAGGAUCUGCAAUGGGUUGUUCCAACCCACAUCCACAUGGUCAAGCAUGGUGUUUAGAUGUAAUUCCAACUGAAGUACGUGAUGAAUUGACAAACAUGAGAGAAUAUUUUGAAAAAUACAAUACUCAUCUUUUGCAAGAUUACGUUGAAUUAGAAAUUCAAGAAAAACAAAGAAUUGUUGCUCAGAAUGAUAAUUUCAUUGUCGUUGUUCCAUAUUGGGCAUUGUGGCCAUUUGAAACAUUAUUAGUUUCUAAGACUCAUUUGAAAUCAAUCAAAGAGUUCAAUGAUAAACAAAAGGAAGAUUUGGCAGAUAUUUUGAAAGUUUUGACAACAAAAUAUGAUAAUUUGUUUAAUACUUCAUUUCCAUAUUCUAUGGGUAUUCAUCAAGCUCCAUUUAAAUGUGAUCAUGAACAAGAUGAAUCAAUGUCUUGGUUCCAUAUCCAUUUCUAUCCACCAUUGUUAAGAUCUGCUACUGUUAAAAAAUUCUGUGUUGGUUUUGAAAUGUUGGGUGAACCUCAAAGAGAUUUAACUAGUGAACAGGCUGCAGCCAGAUUACAAGAAUUAAGUGGUGAUGAACACUACUUGAGUAAAGCGUAA